AUGCGUUUAGUACUAGUUUUAGGUGUUCUAGCGUUAAUAGCCGCUGUACAUGCUAGGAGGAUUCCAUCAAAAUUUAAAGAAGCUGCAAAAGAUGAACAAGCUGUCGAUCAAAAAGUAGAGGCUACGGAACACAAAAAGGAAAAAGGUGACAAGAACCAAGAAUACAAAAAGGGUGGUGGCAAGGAACAUCAUGCCCAUCACUUAGAUGAACAUGGAGAGAAGGGUCACAAGGGAUACAAAGGUCAUCAUCAUCAUGAAGAAGGUAAAAAGGGUCACCAUGAUAAGGAACAUCACAAAGGCGAAUACGAUGAUCAUGGUGGUAAAAAGAAAGAGCAUCAUCAUGAAGACGGCCAUUACGACGAGCAUCACAAGGGCGAAAAAGGAGAGAAAGGUCAUAAGUAUGAGGAAAAAGGUCACUAUAAUAAAGGACAUUCCACGAAAGGACACCAUGAAGUUCAUAAGCUUGACGAAUUUAAGAAAGAGAAACACUUCUUUGAUGAAGAUGGCGAUUCCGGCCAUGAAGAGAAGCAUGGUGGUUUCCAUGAGGAACACGGUCAUAAGAAAGGAGGUCACUUCAAGAAAGGUCAUCAUCAUGGCGGUCAUCACGAGAAAGAACACGGAGAAAAAGGACAUCACGAAAAAGGAGGACAUCAUCACACUCACAAAGGACAUAAAGAAUCCGCCGGUCAUGAUGAACAUCAUCAUCAUCACCAUGAUCACGGAAAGAAAGGCGGUCAUGAGCAUCAUAAGAAAUUCGGCUAUAAGAAAGGUCACUAA
This is a messenger RNA of Danaus chrysippus (African queen), 777 nucleotides long. The record is from the annotation of a GenBank genome assembly. NCBI's taxonomy places the organism in Eukaryota, Metazoa, Arthropoda, Insecta, Lepidoptera, Nymphalidae.